AUCAUUUAAAUACUUUUCAAUGUAAUAAAUUCUACAUUGUUAACUAGACUUUGUAUUGUAAACAGGUGAAAAUGGAGGCUAUACCCAAAAAUCCCAUAAUACAGCAUGAACCGAACACUUUAGAACAAGUUCGGAAAAUAUUUAACUUGGAUAAACCAGGACAAAUGGACGAAUCUAUUGAUAUAUUACAAGAAUGGGUGAAAAAACAACCUCAUUUUAAUAAAAAAGAUUUUGAUAGAGCUUAUUUGGAAGGCUACAUUAUAAGAGCAAAAGGAUCAGUUGAAAAAGCCAAGAAGCGGCUGGAAAGCAUGUGUACAUUAAGGACCGUAUUUUCUCACUUGUUUAAAGAUAACAAGCCAAACCAGAUGAAAAAUAUAGAAGCAAUCAAAGAAUUCAUGUUUCCAAAACAAACUAAGGAUUAUUGUACCGUAUAUUUUUCGAAACUUUGUGAACCUAACGUGGAUGAUUCAUUUAUUUUGAGUUUCUUCACCAAAGCCGAAUACAUUGUUGAUUUUUUAAGCAAAUAUGAUUACAACGCUGGCAUCAUAUACGUUAUCGACAUGACAGAGGCUGAUUUGUUAAAGUACAUAACGAUAAUGGCAAGUCCUUUUGUUCGCCAGUCAUUUACAAUUUUUUUCAAAGCAUACGGCGCACGUAUCCGCGCAGUCAACCUCAUAACCAAGUCUAAAUUGAUUGAAAACUUCUUGACUUUACUGAAACCGUUGUUGGGUGACAAAGUGGACAGAAUAUUUGUGCACACUACUCGUGAUUCCUUAUACGAGCAAAUUGAGAAGGAUAUGUGGCCGGCUGAGUAUGGCGGUAAAGAGGAAUCCAUAGAUGUACUUUCAAAAAGGAUGAUAGAUUUCUUAAGUUCAGAUGAGAUGAAGAAUUAUAGGGAUGAAUUGAACAAGGGUACUGUUGAUACGAAAAUCAAACCUAUUGCGGAAGAAUAUGAUACACAUUUAGGAAUACCUGGCAGCUUUAGAAAAAUAGCUGUUGAUUAGACAGUAGUGGUGCAUGUUCCAGCUAUGUCAUUAAUAUGAAAUAUAUAAAUUGGAAUUACAUAUUUAUUUUUAUUGGAUUUCAUAGAUAAGGACUUUAUUCGCAUUCUAAAUACACAAAUAUUGUUUUUCAUAUCACAACGAUUUGGAAUGAUGCUAGAACCAUAUCAAUGUUAUAUCAUUAAAUUAUAUUUCUAAAUCUAUUAC
This is a messenger RNA of Diatraea saccharalis (sugarcane borer), 1208 nucleotides long. The record is from the annotation of a GenBank genome assembly. Lineage: Eukaryota; Metazoa; Arthropoda; Insecta; Lepidoptera; Crambidae.